Mus caroli (Ryukyu mouse) is the source of this 7472-nucleotide messenger RNA. The record is from RefSeq and is a predicted model, not a curated record. Lineage: Eukaryota; Metazoa; Chordata; Mammalia; Rodentia; Muridae.
GUCCCCGUUAGCGCCGGAUCCCCGCGGGUAGGGAGGGGCGGGAGGCUCCGCGGGGAUCCCGGGGCGGCCGAGGGCCCCUGACUCUGUUCACCCAGACAACAUGGACCGAAUGGCCAGCUCCAUGAAGCAGGUACCCAACCCGCUGCCCAAAGUGUUGAGCCGCCGCGGAGUUGGUGCUGGGAUGGAGGCUGCGGAGCGCGAGAGCUUCGAGCGGACUCAGACGGUCAGCGUCAAUAAGGCCAUUAAUACGCAGGAAGUGGCUGUGAAAGAGAAACAUGCCAGGACGUGUAUUCUGGGCACCCACCAUGAGAAAGGAGCGCAGACCUUUUGGUCUGUGGUCAACCGACUGCCUCUCUCCAGCAACGCCAUGCUGUGCUGGAAGUUCUGUCACGUGUUCCACAAACUUCUNCGAGACGGACAUCCGAACGUGCUGAAAGACUCUCUGAGAUACAAAAAUGAGUUAAGCGACAUGAGCAGGAUGUGGGGCCACCUGAGCGAGGGGUAUGGACAGCUUUGCAGCAUCUACCUCAAACUGCUGAGAACAAGGAUGGAGUACCACACCAAACUCACAGUGGAGAUGUUUGAUUACCUGGAGUGUGAACUGAACCUCUUCCAGACUGUGUUCAACUCCUUGGACAUGUCCCGCUCGGUGUCCGUGACCACGGCUGGCCAGUGCCGCCUCGCACCGCUCAUCCAGGUCAUCCUGGACUGCAGUCACCUCUAUGACUACACUGUCAAGCUGCUCUUCAAGCUCCACUCCUGUCUUCCAGCUGACACCCUGCAGGGCCACCGAGACCGCUUCAUGGAGCAGUUCACAAAGUUGAAAGAUCUGUUUCAGCGCUCCAGCAACCUACAGUACUUCAAGCGGCUCAUUCAGAUCCCCCAGCUGCCCGAGAAUCCACCCAACUUCNUACGAGCCUCGGCCCUGUCAGAGCACAUCAGUCCUGUGGUGGUGAUCCCAGCGGAGGUGUCAUCCCCAGACAGUGAGCCUGUCCUGGAGAAGGAUGACCUCAUGGACAUGGACGCCUCCCAGCAGACUUUGUUUGACAACAAGUUUGAUGACGUCUUCGGCAGCUCGUUGAGCAGCGACCCCUUCAAUUUCAACAAUCAAAAUGGCGUGAACAAGGACGAGAAAGACCACUUGAUUGAACGCCUGUACAGAGAGAUCAGUGGACUGACAGGGCAGCUGGACAACAUGAAGAUUGAGAGCCAGCGGGCCAUGCUGCAGCUGAAGGGUCGAGUGAGUGAGCUAGAGGCAGAGCUGGCAGAGCAGCAGCACUUGGGCCGGCAGGCUACGGAUGACUGCGAGUUCCUGCGCACCGAGCUGGACGAACUGAAGAGGCAACGAGAGGACACAGAGAAGGCUCAGCGCAGCCUGACUGAGAUAGAAAGAAAGGCCCAGGCCAAUGAACAGAGGUAUAGCAAGUUAAAAGAGAAGUACAGUGAACUGGUGCAGAACCAUGCUGACCUGCUGCGGAAGACUCAAGAGCAACAGGAUGUUCUAGAGAACCUGAAGCAUGAACUGGCCACCAGCAGACAGGAGCUGCAGGUCCUCCACAGCAGCCUGGAAACCUCUGCCCAGUCAGAAGCGAAAUGGCUGACACAGAUCNCCGANUUGGAGAAGGAACAAGGCAGCUUGGCGACUGUCGCAGCUCAGAGAGAGGAAGAGUUAUCCGCCCUCCGAGACCAGCUGGAAAGCACCCAGAUCAAGCUGGCUGGGGCCCAGGAAUCCAUGUGCCAGCAGGUGAAGGACCAGAGGAAAACCCUCUUGGCAGGGAUCAGGAAGGCUGCGGAGCGUGAGAUACAGGAGGCGCUGAGCCAGCUUGAGGAACCCACCCUCAUCAGCUGUGCAGGAUCCACAGACCACCUUCUCUCCAAAGUCAACUCCGUUUCCAGCUGCCUCGAGCAACUGGAAAAGAACCGCAGCCAGUAUCUGGCCUGCCCAGAAGAUAUGAGUGAGCUUCUGCACUCGAUCACCCUGCUUGCCCACUUGACCGGUGACACUAUCAUCCAAGGGAGUGCCACCAGCCUCCGGGCCCCACCGGAGCCAGCCGACUCUCUGACGGAGGCCUGUAGGCAGUAUGGCAGAGAAACCCUGGCCUAUCUGUCCUCCCUGGAGGAAGAGGGAGCCAUGGAGAAAGCUGACGUCACAGCCCUUAGGAACUGCCUCAGCAGGGUCAAGACCCUUGGCGAGGAGCUGCUGCCCAGGGGCCUGGACAUCAAGCAGGAAGAGCUGGGUGACCUGGUGGACAAGGAGAUGGCAGCCACUUCAGCUGCCAUCGAAGCUGCCACCACCCGGAUAGAGGAAAUUCUCAGUAAGUCCCGAGCAGGAGACACGGGAGUCAAGCUGGAGGUGAAUGAGAGGAUCCUGGGUUCCUGUACCAGCCUGAUGCAGGCCAUCAAGGUGCUCAUUGUGGCCUCCAAGGACCUCCAGAAGGAGAUAGUGGAGAGUGGCAGGGGUACUGCAUCCCCUAAAGAAUUUUACGCCAAGAACUCUCGGUGGACAGAAGGGCUUAUAUCCGCCUCCAAAGCUGUUGGUUGGGGAGCUACCAUCAUGGUCCCAGGCAGUUGCAAGGAGAUAAAAAGUAUCCUUCUCAAAGCCUGGCACAGUGACAGUAUGGACUUCUCAAGCAUGACACUGACCCAGAUCAAGCGCCAGGAGAUGGAUUCCCAGGUUAGGGUGCUGGAGCUGGAAAAUGACCUGCAGAAGGAGCGUCAGAAACUAGGAGAGCUACGGAAGAAACACUACGAGCUGGCUGGCGUUGCUGAGGGCUGGGAGGAAGGGACAGAGGCAUCACCUUCUACUGUUCAAGAAGCAAUACCGGACAAAGAGUAGAGCCAAGCCGACACCCCACACAUCAGAAUGUAAAUUCUUGUUACCCUUCUGUGACGCUCGCUCCCCUCUGUGGCACUUCAGGUCCUUGUAGGCCUCUCCAGUGACAAAAGCUGAAGGCCAUCGGGUCUCCCCAUGACACCACCUCCGUUUGCAUGCAUGAUGGGUUCUUCCCCUAUAUCCCUGGCAACACAGGCAGACCAGGGUCAGCCAUGAGCAAGCUCAGGUCCACAGAAAAACAGCAACAUGGCCACUUCCUCACAGGCCACGUCCGGCUUAGAGGGGCUUCUUGUCACUGGGAGCUUGGAGAGGGGACAGCUUAAGUCUUUUCUUUUUCCCCCUCCUCAGUCCUUUGCAUUUUGUCCUUUGCACAAACUUGUGAGCAUCCAAACUCCGCUGGAUUCCAACCCAGACUGAUGUCUGACUCCACUGUUGGAAAGAACACGAAGGGACAGCUGGCCUCCACACUACACUUUUUGGCAGUCCGAUGGGUCCUCUAACUGCUUCUUACUAGGUGGUCGUUUGGGUCUUUUGGUUUCCCGUUUUUAAAGUUUCACACAACCAACUUUCCCAAAAAGGAUUCCUCCCCCACCCAGCCUGACCCUGAGCUCUGAGCCUUCUGAGAGGAAGCCCCCCCACAGCACCACCACACACUCCGGUGCGGCUCAGGCCACGCUUCGGUGCUCCGGCUCGGCAGUUCCGUCAGCCAAGGCUACUCCCCAGGGUGACAGCUCUCCUUGGAAGGCUGAGGCUGAGCUUAGUGCCUUUACUUUCUGACCUGGAUGCCAGCCCAAGGCCUCUGUCCACCAUCACAAGCCAGGGAGNACCAGAGUUGAAGACAAAGCAAAUGGUGCCAGGGACCCAGCUGUUCAGGGGACGUUUUCUUAGGAGCUCCUGUCACCAGGCUCACCCCGCCACCUGCAGGAAUGGAGCCCGUGUGGAACAGCAACACUACAUCCCCAGAGCGAACUUCCUGUGCCAUGUCAUUUGGGUCACCUCCUGUCAAACCUAGACAAGGCCCCAAGAGGGACAAAUGUGCCGGAAGUGGAGGAACCGGAAGUGGUCCCUUCUCCGUCUGCCUGCCUCUGCGGCCUCCUGACCCAGAAAAAGGUGGUUCCGUGCGCUGCUUACCCCACAGGCCCACAGGAUCGGGAAACGAGCUUGGCUCGGUGUCAGACUCUCGCUAUUUAUUACUAACAAUCUUUAUGCAGCACACGCCCCAGUGAUGCUUGGAGCAAUCAGGACCAAGGGUAACUAUCCAGGCGUGCCCUCCGNCGUCAACCUCCACAGAUCACAGAGCUAACGCGCCAUCCCUGGGCAUUUCCAGGCUUGGAUUCCAAAGCAGGCAGGUUCCUUAAAGCACUGAGGAACAGGGCAAAGGAGAAGGGGGACCACUGGCUCUGACACAGNCCCCAUCACCACCCACCCACUCUGGCUCCCAUGCAGACAGGAUGGGGACAGGGGGCACCAUGCCUAGCCACAAGCAGGGACAGCACUUUGCAACUCCCUAAUGGACCCCUGAUCUAAGUGACCUUGUGGAGCAGGGGGGUGGCNNCUUCUUUGUAGUAACACAUAGGUGGCAGCCAGCAAGCACUUCUUUUGAGCCUGUCCCCAUGGGGCAGAGCUCAGCUUCGCUGGGUGAUGGGUUGUGAGACUAAUGCUUGAUCACUGUGAAUCAACCUCCUCCUUCCUGCCCCACUCUGACCCCGGUGGGCACUCCAAAACCUCCCAGAGACCCAGAUGAUGGCUGUGACAUGUGACCUCCACACUGGGCUAAAGGAGUUUUCUGCAGUAGAAAUGGGCCCAUUCUGGUGCCAGAACAAUGUUUAUUGGGUCCAAGGACCAGAACACUCAAUGGAUGAGUGGUGGCGUUGGCUCGUUUGUGCCAAUGCAGCUGGUCCGUGUGUUCACUGCCGGUCAGCUUUUCCUACGGUGGCCAUAGAGUCCUUGUUUCUAGAGUCACUCUCAUGUGUCCCAUCGAGAUGACAUCAAACACACAGCAAUAGAUGGGGGUUUUCUGAAUAAAUGACAAACCCAUAUGAAAAGCCACUGUCAUUUAAAAAACCCCAAAAAAAAAUCUGCCUGGGGAGUGAAACAGUGAAAAGCCCCAGCACGAGGUAAGGCAACAGCACAGAAGGGUCCCUACCUGCUUCAUGUCCCAUCAGGACUUUGUAAUAGCUCGGAAGCUGCCUUUCUCCAGCCAGGCUGGCUAGCACACACCUGUAACCUUGGCACUCAGCAGACCGAGGCAGGAAGAUCCUGAAUUUACAUACCUUGUCUCAAAAAAAAAAAAAAAGAAAACAGGUUAUAAAUGUUUGUGUAUAGAGAUUUAUAUAACUGGUUUUUGGAGACAGGGUCUUACUACAUAGUCCUGGCUGGCCUCCAACUAGCUUUGUCCACCUUAUUGUCCUGAGGUCACAGAGGUUCCCCUUCCUCUGUCUCCUAAAUGCUGGGAUCAAAGGUGUGAGCCAUCUCACCCAGUUGAGACCAUAAUUUUUUUGGCUCUGCUACUACCAAAACAUGAGUCUUUAACCUGGUGGCUGGUCAAACCAAACUGGAAAUUCUUUUUUUUUUUUUUUUUUUUUUCACAAAAGCAGUUUUUAUUUGAGGCAAGGAGUAGUCUGACCCAUAUGAUUACAGUUCUAAGCACUCCAAUUUAAGUGUAGUGGCACGACUUGGGCUAUGAAACUUGCUUCUCUUUGGUUGGAAAGGGUAUUCGUGAUAAAGUCCUCCAGGUGGGUAAGAAGAAAGACCAGGAAAGGCUGGAAGAAACACCUCAGCUAAUGGUACUGCCCUCCAGAUCUACAUCAACCUAACUCUCACCAUCUGGUCUGCAAGGUGCCACCCAGUGCAGAGGGACACAGGACACUUGCAAGGGCAGAUGAAGCAGAACAGGUGCAAGUCGCUUGAGGAGCAGCUCAAAAGGAACUUCACAGCCUUCCUCCCCACACCCCCAGGCUUCUUAGACUACAGGCUGCUGCCUGGGGUGUGGCUGGAUCCUCAAGUCAGGGAGCUGAGGAGCUGGCGAGGUAGCUCAGCAGUUAAGAGUACUCCCCGCUCUUACAGAGGCCCCCCCAAAUCAGCACCCACAUGUGACCGCGACCACCUUCAACUCCAGCCUCAAGGGAUCCAAUGGCGUCUGCUGCAUGUGUUCAUACAGAAGUGCCCACAUACUUUUAGAGAAAAUAACUCCUGAAAAAAAAAUAACUUUAAAGACAGAAAAUUGACAAAAUAAAGACUUAGGGUGGGGUGAGGAAGAAACUCAAAUCCAGCUGUGACUUAGAUAAUGCAGUUUCCUGGUGCCUCCGGGCUAAGCAUAAGUGUGUGCAUAGAAGAUCUACUUCUGUGGGGUUGGGUCAUAGCUCAAAAAGGAAUUUAAAUAGUUAUGUCAGGUUUGUCAAUGCACAACUAUAAUCCCAGCAUUUGGGAAUCCGAGGCAGGAGGACUGUGAGUUCAGGUCUAGCCUGGGCUAUAUACUAAGACCUUGUCUCAAAAACAAAGACCAGGCUCUAAUUUAACUGGCUUAUUGCUGUACUGCCCCCCAGCACUAUCCCCAGAUUCCUGUUUUGCCCUGGGAGAAUCAAACACAUGCAGGGCACCCUGUCUCAGGACUGGUGUGGUGAGUCAGACACUAGGGCUUAUACCAGGUAACCCAGGGUCACAAGUGUUUAUCAUUCUGGUCACAUUAGGGUGCUAUGGCCUCUCAGGAGGUAUUGGUCCUCAUCCUGUGUCGGGGAGUUUUUACUUCUUGGUCAGUGACUUAGUUGUAGAAGGAUCCCUGAAUUUUAAAGCUGGCCAAUGUGUUACUCUCGGUUGCCUUUCCAUAUCUCUGGAGACCUUGCUAGAAAAGCAAGUCUGUGGGCCCAACAUUCACCUGCCAAUAAGAGUGGCCCUGCCCUCUGCCAUCUUGGAUCAUCUGUAGUAGCCUUCCAACCAGAGUGGACUUUGCUCUCUCCCAUCUUUGAUCAUCUUCCAAGUUGGCAUCCAACAAGGAUGAGCUCUGCUCGGUCGAUCUUCAUCUUGGAUCCCCUACAUUGGCCUUCCAAAGAGAGGGGCUUUGCCCUCUUUCCACCUUUCAGGUUCUCAGAGACCACACUGUAGCAUUGGAAACUACCAUGACAGCACUUGCCAGGCAUCCACAGUGACGCAGAAGAGCUAUUUGACUCCCAGGUCCAGCCCAAACCCAGGACCAGCAAAGCAGUAAUGGAGUGCUUCCCCUCCCAGGAGCCAGAGCCAGGAAUGGUGGGUUAGACGUGACUGGAUCCAGUUGUGAGAAUAGAACCUUCCAGACAUGUGUUUCAGGUGACCCUCAACUACCUCAGGUUUGAAGACCCUAAGUUAAACUUGAUUACCACUCUAGGGACAAACCGAGGAAUCUGGUUAAAUCUUGGUGAUAACCUAAAUGUCUCAAGCUUAUAACAAACUCUCAAACCGUGCAGGGAUGGGGCUGAUUUUUGUUUGUUUAUGCCUGCCCCCUUCUGUUUCUNACCUUUUCCACUGUUUUCCAUUAGAGUAGUCCCUAUAAGUGAAUUUCACUUCUCACAAGGUGCCUACCUUCCCAGAGCAGGUAGCCACUGGCUCUUGUUUCCUCCUCACAGGACUUUUAUUAUGGAAUGAAGAUCUUUCUUUGUAUAAUGCA